UGCAGUCAGCAGACUGACUGAAAACAACAACAUCAGCUUUCCACGAAGAAGAAGAAAAAAAAAGAAGAAAACACUAAACCACCAUCCCUCCGUCAGCUGAUCACGGAGCUCCCCGGAAUCACCGACCUCUCUCUCAGAGCUUCCGCGGCUCACGGUGCUCAGGAGGCGGCCAGAGAUGUGGAUCCAUCCCGAGGAGGUUCUGCUGGCCGGAGCUCUGUGGGUCUCUGAGCGGGCCAACCCGUUCUUCAUCCUGCAGAGGAGGAAGGGCCACGGCCGGGGUGGAGGCCUGUCCGGUCUCUUAGUGGGGACUCUGGACGUUGUUCUGGACUCCAGUGCUAGAGUUGCACCUUACAGGAUCCUGCUGCAGACGGCUGACUCUCAGGUGUACUGGAACAUUGCCUGUGGCUCCUCCAGGAAAGAGAUCACGGAGCACUGGGAUUGGCUGGAGAGCAACCUGCUGCAGACCAUCUCCAUUUUUGACAACGAUGAGGAUGUGACCACGUUCGUCAAAGGAAAAAUCUCUGGAAUCAUUGCUGAGGAGAGCCGGCUCAAUCAGACGGAUGAACAGGAGGAGGAUUGUGGGAAGUUUAGGGAGGCAGAGCUGAAGAUGAGGAAGCUGUUUGGAAUGCCUGAUGAAGAGAAGCUGGUGAACUAUUACUCCUGCAGCUACUGGAAGGGCAGAGUGCCACGGCAAGGCUGGGUUUACCUGUCCGUCAACCACCUGUGCUUCUACUCCUUUCUGCUGGGCAAGGAGGUGACCCUGGUGGUACCGUGGAUGGAGGUGACCCAGCUAGAGAAAAAUGCCACUCUGGUGUUCCCAGAAAGCGUUCGAGUCAGCACACGUCACACUGAACAUUUCUUCUCCAUGUUCCUGAACAUUAACGAUACCUUUAAACUCAUGGAGCAGCUUGCUAACAUAGCCAUGCGUCAGCUGCUCGACAACGAGGCAUUCGCUGCAGACCGCUCGCUCCCCAAACCAGCUAAGACGCUGAAGAACGUCUCUGCUUUGAAGAGGGAUUUGGAUGCAAGGGCAAAGAAUGAACGCUAUCGGACAAUGUUCCGGCUGACACAGGAUGAGCGUUUAGAUGGACACACAGACUGCACGCUGUGGACACCGUUCGCUAAGAUGCAUGUGGUGGGACAGCUGUUCAUCUCCAACAACUAUAUCUGUUUUAACAGCAGAGAGGAGGAUCUGUGUCAACUCAUCAUUCCAUUAAGAGAGGUGUCCAUCGUGGAGAAGGCGGACAGCAGCAGUGUCCUGCCGUGCCCCGUCUCUAUCAGCACCAAGAACAAGAUGAACUUCCUGUUCGCCAACCUCAAGGACCGGGACUUCCUGGUUCAGCGAAUCUCAGAUUUCCUGCAGCGAACUCCAGACAGCUCAUGGGGUGACACGAACCCGCUGUCUCUGCUUGGUAACUCGGCAUCUGCAGCAGCUAACUCUAACCACAAGGGUCAGCACUUCCACCCUGGCCUGCCAACAGCCACUCAGGGCCUGCUGCAGCUCUACCACCGGGAUGCCCCUGAGGACCUGGGGCCCAAAGCUAUGAAGGAGAAGAUGAAGGAGGAGUCGUGGAAUAUUCACUUCUCUGAGUUUGGACGAGGAGUCUGCAUGUACAGAACGUCUAAAACCCGAGAACUCGUCCUCAAUGGCAUUCCAGAACGUCUGAGAGGAGAGCUAUGGAUGCUGUUCUCAGGUGCCCAGAAUGAGAUGGCAGCUCAUCCUGGUUACUAUGGUGACCUGGUGGAGCAGGCCAUGGGAUUGUGCUCAUUGGCUACUGAGGAGAUCGAGCGUGACCUUCACCGCUCCAUGCCGGAGCACCGAGCCUUCCAGAACGAGACUGGAAUUGCUGCUCUGCGCCGCGUCCUUACUGCUUACGCCCACCGAAACCCGGGCAUUGGAUACUGUCAGGCCAUGAACAUUGUGACUUCAGUGCUGCUGCUCUACUGUCCAGAGGAGGAAGCCUUCUGGCUGUUGGUGGCGCUCUGUGAACGCAUGCUGCCUGACUACUACAACACCAGGGUUGUAGGAGCUCUGGUUGACCAGGGUGUCUUCGAGGAGCUCACCCGGGCCUUCCUCCCGCUGCUGUAUGAACGUAUGAAGGAGCUUGGCGUGAUCUCCACCAUCAGCCUCUCCUGGUUCCUCACUCUCUUCCUCUCUGUGAUGCCGUUCGACAGCGCCGUCUUAUUGGUUGACUGCUUCUUCUAUGAGGGCAUCAAGGUCAUCUUCCAGGUGGCACUCGCUGUUCUCGGUGAUAACAUGAACGCUUUGCUGGGCUGCAGUGAUGAGGGCGAGGCCAUGACCAUCCUGGGACGGUACCUGGAUAACGUGGUCAACAAACAGACUGUGGCCCCGCCCAUUCCUCACCUGCAUGCCCUGCUGACAAGUGGAGAUGAACCUCCACCUGAGAUCGACGUCUUUGACCUCAUCAAGUCCUCCUAUGAGAAAUACGGCAGCCUGCGCUCUGAUGUCAUCGAGCAGAUGAGGUUCAAGCAGAGGUUAAAGGUCAUCCAGUCCCUGGAGGACACUGCUAAGAGGAGCGUGGUCCGGGCUAUGAUGACGGAGUCUGCUUUUAGUAUCGAGGAGCUGGAGGAGCUCUACUGUCUCUUUAAGUCCAAACACAUGACCAGCUGUUACUGGGGCUCCAGCAGCUCAGCGGCUGACCGUCAUGACCCCAGUCUGCCCUACCUGGAGCAGUACCGCAUAGACCCCGCCCAGUUCAGUCAGCUGUUUGCGGCGCUGGCACCCUGGGUCUGUGGAGGCCACACCCCCAUGCUGUCCGCCCGCCUCUUCAGAUUGCUGGACCAGAACGGGGACGGACUGAUCAACUUCAAAGAGUUCAUCACGGGACUGAGUGGGAUGUAUCACGGAGACAUGACGGAGAAACUGAAGCUUCUUUAUAAGCUCCACCUUCCACCAGCUCUGUGUCCGGAGGAGGCUGAGUCUGCCCUCGAAGCCACAAACUUCUUCACUGAGGACAGUCGAGAAUCUUCUGUCCCGUCUGAUUUGGACACUCCAGGGCAGCAGGAAGUGAUCUCAGGUGAGGAGGUUAAAGAAGGAGGUGGGGACGGCGAAGAAAGGAAAGCUGGUGAGGAGCGUGCAAAGGACUACAGAUACUACCUGAGGAUGUGGGCCAAAGAGAAAGAACCAAAGACAGAGACCAUCAAAGACCUGCCCAGGAUCAACCAGGAGCAGUUCAUCGACCUCUGUAAGACACUCUAUAACAUGUUCAGUGAGGAGCCUGGCGAGCAGCAGCUCUACCACUCCAUCGCCACCGUGGCCAGCCUGCUGCUCCGGAUCGGAGAGGUUGGGAAGAAAUUCAAUAAUGGCAGCAGGAGAACAGACAACCCUGUACAGGCCCAGCCUCCUGAACCUGCCACUGAGGAAGAGUGUUCAGGUGAUUCUCAGGUGUGCCGGGCUCUGGCGGAGGCUCAGCUGGAGCCGGCCGCCCCACCGACGUCUGACGAGGAGGGGAAGGAUGACACAUCAGUGUCCUCGUACUCGGUGGUCAGCUCCGGCUCGCUUCAGUGUGAGGACAUCGCCGACGACACCGUUCUGGUGGGCAGCGGCGAGCAGAGGCGAGGCAGCGUGCUUGACGUGGAUUGGUCCAUCACUUUCGAACAGGUUCUGGCCUCACUGCUGACAGAGCCGCCACUGGUCGACUAUUUUGAGAGGAAGAGGGACAUCCAGAGCAAGAUGGCCGCCUGUAAGGCCCAGCGUGCCGUGGAGCGUCAGACAAGCUCCACAUCCGACCACGAACUUGCCCAGCACUCCGUCUGACCCUGAGCUAUACCUGUGCAGGUGUCAUGUAAAUAAACUCUCCCACCUGCACUGACACUAAUGGCUAACAGGCAGGCUAACCCCUGGCAGAAGUAUAGAAGCCCCAGAGUCCAAAAGAUUUGGUUUUCAACCUGAAAUUGGCUGAAAGACCAAUCAGCUGUGUCUCAUUCAACCUUCUUAAAUAUUCAGUACUCUACAUUUAUACUGCAGAUAUCACACCAUGCUAACUAUGCUACCGGUUAGCAUGCUGUUCCAUGGAUUAAUACCAUCAGAUCUCAUUAUGUGAACUCAGAACCUACGAAGUGUUUGAGAAGCUUGUCUGGGACACAGCUGUGAUGUUUCAUUUAAAAACAUGGUUUUAUAUUUCAAACAGCAGAUUUAACCUCAUUUUACUGUCAGAGAACCAGUGUUUGGACCCCAGGAGGACCAGGACUCUAGGGUACAGCUAAGGGGGAUCAGUGUUUGGACCCCAGGAGGACAAGGACUCUAGGGUACAGCUAAGGGGGAUCAGUGUUUGGACCCCAGGAGGACAAGGACUCUAGGGUACAGCUAAGGGGGAUCAGUGUUUGGACCCCAGGAGGACCAGGACUCUAGGGUACAGCUAAGGGGGAUCAGUGUUUGGACCCAAGGAGGACCAGGACUCAAGGGUACAGCUAAAGGGGAUCGGUGUUUGGACCCAAGGAGGACCAGGACUCUAGGGUACAGCUAAGGGGGAUCAGUGUUUGGACCCCAGGAGGACAAGGACUCUAGGGUACAGCUAAGGGGGAUCAGUGUUUGGACCCCAGGAGGACCAGGACUCUAGGGAACAGCUAAGGGGGAUCAGUGUUUGGACCCAAGGAGGACCAGGACUCAAGGGUACAGCUAAGGGGGAUCGGUGUUUGGACCCAAGGAGGACCAGGACUCUAGGGUACAGCUAAGGGGGAUCAGUGUUUGGACCCCAGGAGGACUAGGACUCCAGGGUACAGCUGAGGGGGAUUCGUGUUUGGACCCCAGGAGGACUAGGGUACAGCUGAGGGGGAUCAGUGGUUGGACCUAGGAGGACUUGGACUUUAGGGUACAGAUAAGGGGGAUCAGGGUUUGGACCCAAGAAGGACUUGGACUCUAGGGUACAGCUAAGGGGGAUCCAUGUUUGGACCCCAGGAGGACAAGGACUCUGGGGUACAGCUGAUUGGGAUCCGUGUUUGGACCCUACGAGGACUAGGACUCUAGGGUACAGCUAACAAGAUUAAUGUUAUGACCCCAGGAGGACUAGGACUUUGGGGUUCAGCUGAUUGGGAUCCAGGUUUUUGUCCCUGGUUAACUGAAAUAAGACUGAAUAGCUUAAGGUUUUUCAUUGUGAUUAGCCCUAGGUCCAUCCUGAAGUAUUAAGACCAGUUCCAUACCUGCAAACUUUCAUUUUGACAACACAGAAGCCUCUUUUCUCAGUUUCCUGCCUUUCUGUUUUAAACCUUGGCUGCUAUGUACUGGAGGCAUAUGUUGACUCAGGCACCAUCUUGGAGAGGGGUAGCCACAGCUUAUGAAAAGUGUAAGUCAAUGACAGCAUGAGGUCUGGAGGUUUGUCCUCAGUUAAAAUCAUCCAUAGUCUCUGAAUUGUGAAGCUGUUAUGUCACAAAUUUGUUUUUAUAAUAAUUAAUCAGGAUGAUGAUGGUAAAAGACCUCUGACCCAGUAAAAGCUCCACACACUGAUGAUGAUGUUUCAGCUCCUGUACAUUUGAAGAGCUGUCAGCUGAAUAAACGUCCUUUCUACUGUACCGUUACAGUUCGUUCUGAUGGUUCACAAGGCAUUCUGGGAAAUUUCACAUUACCCUCAGUGUGACCUUCACCCCUUCACCCUACCUCGCUAGGACACCUCGCCACAAGACAGGAAGGUGUUUCCCUGCAUCUGCUACCCCUCUCCAAGAUGGCAGCCAAAUAGACACAUGUCAUAACUCAGAAAGCAGCACCUUCAUAUAUAUAUAUAUAUCUAUGAUUUCUGGUGACAUCAUUCCCAUCAACGUCCUGUUCAAAGAUGUUUUAUCGUUUGUUUCUCUUUGAUGUCUCCUCCGAAUCGAUCAAAGAUCAGUCAUUGAUCAAUUAUUGAUCUGUUUAAUAAAGUAAAAAAAAUCUUAA
This is a messenger RNA of Cheilinus undulatus (humphead wrasse), 5887 nucleotides long. Its product is annotated as TBC1 domain family member 9B. The record is from RefSeq and is a predicted model, not a curated record. The transcript is spliced from 23 exons. Bases 176 to 3778 code for a protein of 1200 amino acids. Gene Ontology annotation, molecular function: calcium ion binding. NCBI's taxonomy places the organism in Eukaryota, Metazoa, Chordata, Actinopteri, Labriformes, Labridae.